Notolabrus celidotus (New Zealand spotty) is the source of this 5134-nucleotide messenger RNA. RefSeq names its product adenylate cyclase type 1-like. Gene Ontology annotation, cellular component: plasma membrane. Gene Ontology annotation, molecular function: adenylate cyclase activity. Lineage: Eukaryota; Metazoa; Chordata; Actinopteri; Labriformes; Labridae. Gene Ontology annotation, biological process: cAMP biosynthetic process; adenylate cyclase-activating G protein-coupled receptor signaling pathway; intracellular signal transduction. The record is from RefSeq and is a predicted model, not a curated record.
AUGAAUGGCACUGACAUGGAGGAAAUACCGUUUCAGAAAGUCAAAACCAGGCGGAAGAGAAGUCACUGUCCACCGGGCGUCCCUCUGACCACCAUUGUGUGCGAGGACGAGUUCGACUGCAAGGAGCUCGAGUCCCUCUUCCAGAACUACAACCUGAAGCUGGAGCAGACCUCCACCUUAAAAGCCCUGGCCGUGCUCAUCUUCAUGUCCUCCACACUGGCCGUGGUGGAGUUGCUGUCCGGCCCCAGCCUCACCAUCUCCAAGGGGUCCCAUCCGGUGCACUGUGUCAUCUUCGUGUCCCUCUUCAUCGUAACCAACGUGAAGUACCUGCAGGUGACUCAGCUCCAGCAGAUCGUCAACCUGACGCUGCUCUUCGGCUUCACCUUCUCUUUCCUCUGCUGCCCUUUCUCGCUGGGUGCGAUGGGGAUGGAGCCGCCGGAGUCCCCGGAGCAGGGCAUGUGGCAGCUCAUCCUGGUCACCUUCGUCGCCUAUGCGCUCCUACCUGUGCGGACUCUGCUGGCUGUGCUGCUGGGAAUAAUGGUGUCCAUCUCGCACUUGAUUGUGACUGCUACUUCUGUCACAGUGAAGACACAGAAACUAUGGAGAACGUUGGUUGCCAACACAGUGCUGUUCACCAGUGUCAACCUGUCAGGCCUGUUUGUGCGCAUCCUGACAGAAAGAGCCCAGAGGAAGGCCUUCCUGCAGGCGCGCAACUGCAUCGAAGAGAGACUGCGCAUGGAGGACGAGAACGAGAAACAGGAGCGCCUGCUAAUGAGUCUGUUGCCCAGGAACGUAGCUAUGGAGAUGAAAGAGGAUUUCCUGAAGCCCCCAGAAAGGAUCUUUCACAAAAUCUACAUCCAGCGCCAUGACAAUGUCAGCAUCCUGUUUGCAGACAUUGUGGGUUUCACCAGCCUUGCCUCGCAGUGCACAGCGCAGGAGCUGGUUAAACUGCUAAAUGAGCUGUUUGGAAAGUUUGAUGAGCUUGCCACGGAGAACCACUGUCGCAGGAUAAAGAUCCUGGGUGAUUGUUACUACUGUGUGUCUGGACUGACCCAACCCAAGACUGACCAUGCCCACUGCUGUGUAGAGAUGGGUCUGGACAUGAUUGACACCAUAACGUCAGUAGCCGAGGCCACAGAAGUCAACCUGAACAUGCGCGUGGGCUUACACACAGGUCGGGUGCUGUGUGGAGUGCUGGGCCUCAGGAAAUGGCAGUAUGAUGUGUGGUCCAAUGAUGUGACCUUAGAUGUGAUGGAGGCUGGAGGACUCCCAGGGAAAGUCCACAUCACCAGAUCUACUCUGGAGUGCCUAAAUGGAGAUUACGAGGUGGAGCCUGGAAAUGGCCAUGAAAGGAACGCCUUCCUCCAGAAACAUGAAAUUGAAACCUUCUUUAUAGUGCCAUCUCACCGACGGAAGAUAUUCCCAGGAUUGAUUCUUUCGGAUAUAAAGCCCGCCAAAAAGAUGAAGUUCAAAACUGUGUGCUACUUACUAGUGCAGCUUAUGCACUGCAGGAAGAUGUUCAAGGCUGAGAUUCCCUUCUCCAAUGUCAUGAACUGCGAGGACGGUGAUAAGCGGAGAGCCAUGCGAACAGCUCCACAGAAGCUGAGGAACCGCACCAACGCAAACCAGGCGAACGUGAUCCAGAGCAGCCCAAGAACUCGCGUCAACCGCUAUAUCGGCCGGCUGAUCGAGGCACGGCAGACCGAGUCAGACACUGCAGACCUCAACUUCCUCACACUCAUGUAUAAGUGCUCUGAGCGUGAGCAGAGGUACCACCAGGUUCCUGAUGAGUACUUCACCAGCGCAGUGGUCCUCUCUCUGAUCCUAGCUGCCUUGUUUGGCCUUGUCUAUCUUCUCAUUAUACCACAGGGCACAGUGGUACUAGUUCUUCUCGUCUUCUGCAUCUGUUUCCUUGUAGCUUGUAUCAUGUACCUGCAUAUAACUAGAGUACAGUGUUUUCCAGGGUGCCUGACUAUUCAGAUUCGCACUGCUCUCUGCAUUCUCAUAGUGCUCUUAAUCUACGCUGUGGCCCAGGCCUGUGUGGUGGGCUGUAUGCCCUGGCUGUGGGGUAGAGCCAACACCAACAGUUCCAUCAUCAUCAUUGAUGUGGACGGUGGUGCCAACCAAACCAUGGCAGAGCUGCCUUGUGACGGUGCCCGAUACGCCUUUCUGUCCUGUGUGGUGGGCACGCUCACCCUGGCGCUUUUCCUGCGGGUCUCCUGGCUGCCAAAGAUGGCGCUAAUGCUGCUUCUGGGGGUGCUGUACAUCACCGUGUUGGAACUCAGCGGCUUUCGCAAGACUGCAGGUGGGGGGUCCCUCCACAUCUGGGGCUAUGAGCCCAUCCUGUCUCUGUUGCUCUUUGUCAGUGCGCUGGCCCUCCACUCCAGGCAACUUGACCUCAAACUACGCCUGGACUUUCUUUGGGCUGUGCAGGCCGAAGAAGAACGAGACGGCAUGGAGAAAGUCAAGCUGGACAACAGGAGGAUUCUUUUUAAUCUUCUGCCCGCACACGUGGCUCAGCACUUCCUGUUGUCAAACCCCAGGAACAUGGAUCUGUACUAUCAGUCGUACGCUCAGGUUGGUGUCCUGUUUGCAUCCAUCCCAAACUUCAAUGAUUUCUACAUUGAGCUCGAUGGCAACAACAUGGGAGUGGAGUGCCUGAGACUUCUGAAUGAGAUCAUCGCUGACUUUGAUGAGCUUAUGGAUAAGGAGUGCUACAGGGACAUAGAGAAGAUCAAAACCAUUGGCAGCACAUACAUGGCAGCUGUGGGCCUCGUCCCUACCAUUGGCACCAAGGCAAAAAAAUCUGUUUACGACCAUCUGAGCACGAUAGCAGACUACGCAAUCGAGAUGUUUGACGUAUUGGACGAAAUCAACUAUCAGUCAUACAAUGAGUUUGUUUUGAGAGUGGGGAUCAAUGUGGGUCCAGUGGUUGCAGGGGUGAUUGGAGCACGGCGACCUCAAUAUGACAUCUGGGGGAAUACAGUCAAUGUGGCAAGUAGGAUGGACAGCACAGGAGUACCAGGGAAGAUACAGGUGACUGAGGAGGUCUAUCGCCUGCUUAAUAACAACUACGACCUGGUGUGUCGAGGCAAAGUCAGUGUGAAGGGUAAAGGCGAGAUGCUGACCUACUUCCUGGAGGGGAAGGUUCAAGGCGUGGGUACCGUUACCACUUCCUCUGUGGUGCGAUCGGCCAGCCUGGCGCGGCGGAUUCACUCCUGUGGCAAGACAAGCGUACCGACCAAAUUGGGGAGCGUCUCUUCUGCUGCCAGCCUGGCUGCUUAUGCCAGCAUGAGCAGCAACUUGCAGAUGAACACUGCCAACAGCAGCAACAGCCAAGCAACAUGCCUGCCUUCAUCCUGCGUGCCCGCAGUGGGUGAAGAGGACGAGGAAGAGGACGUAGAGGUGACAGGGAUUGAGAUUGAGAACGUGGCAGCGGUUGCAGAUGUUUCAGUGUAGGAAAAAGGACAGGAACUUUGUUGAAACAAUUAAAGAAAUCCCUGGUCCAAGGCUGAAAGAAGACAGGGCUGUCCAGGUAAUUCCUUUUAAUCCUUAGCAUCUGGUACAAACCAGAAUAUGCUCAGCCAGGAUACUAACAUCCUGAAAAAUAACACGAUGAUGCAGACAAUCAAACUUGCUUUAAGGAAUAUUUACUAUGAGAAAAGGAGUGAAGAAGAAAGACACGCAGAAUCUGAAAUCAUCUUAAACAACCCUAUACGAGACAAUAAGGUUUGUGGUGUUCCUGGGUUCCCUCAGAUCCAGGUCUACAGUAACGUGCAUCUUUGUUUUAUACAUAUAAAGUACAUAUUCCAUGUACAAGGGAUAUGUGCAUUAUUAUACAGAAAAAGACUGAUCUUGCUAUUGCUUUUGCACUGUCUUUCUGAAUAUGCCAAGGAUACAUUGCAUUAUUUACAGUACAAAAUGGUGUUGUUUUAUUUUAUUGGUGUAUGUAAGCAUGCAUGCGUGUAUUUGUGAGUGUGUGUAUGCAUGUGUGAUUAUUUCUGAAUUGUAACGAAACAGCACAAAAUACUUCUUUUUUUUUUUAAUACUCGGAGCUCACAGGAUGAAACAGGCUUUUUUGAGAUAUAUUUACAGUUAAUAGUGCAUGACUUUUUAAGAGUUGACAGCCAUAGUAACGGUACUCCUGUUGAAAGAAAACCAAAGUAUUGAGCUUUCCAUAGAUCUUUAGUUUGACAGCUUUUAUUACCUCACCAAACAACAGAGAGAGGAGAAAAUAUUGCAGUGUGUUGAACACACUUGGUAGGUCGGAUGUUACGGAUAGACUUAAGGUGACUUUUUAAGACCACAGAGACUGAACAGGGUUUCCUGGGUACCCAUUAUUCAAAAAAGUUCAAUGUAAUGAAGCCUAAAACCACAGACAGUAAUGGCUUUGAUGCUGAGUUGGCAGUAAAAAGAGGGUAAAAGAAGCAGAGAAAGGUAUAUGAACCUAAAGUGUAAUUCUACCAAGCAGCAGUGCUGCUAUGGAACUGGUUAAUGCCAAAACUGGACUAGUGACAAAGAAUGAUCAACAUCAUAUAAAGGACCAAACACUCUUAAGUAUGGCGCAUACAUACACGAGGACAUCCAGGAAAUUAUACAACAACACAGUGGAAAGCACAUACAGGACUUAGUCACAUACAAUAAGCACACAGCUUCUUCAAAAUGCACGACGUAGUCCUGUAGCCAACGCCUUUUAAACGCUCCAUGUACUUUGACACAUCUCUGGAGGCUACAGAAGCUUCGGUGCAUUGUCUUGGCUACUGUUUCUUUCCUCCAUUGAUCUACUUCAGUGUUUUUGCUAACUUGAAGCUUCUUUUCUCCAAAAAUGUAAGCUAUAGCACGUCUCUUUCCUCAGAUACAGUCUCAGAAAUAUGGGGCGAUCCAGAUAUCUUUAUUAUAGCCUAUAUCUUUAUCAUUGUAGAACUUUCACUUUAUCUGCUGAAGUGUAAAUUUAUCAUGUUUUUGCCUUACUAAAUAAGCUUACAGUGAUUGCAACCUGCCUUUUUAGAUAUACUCACUUUGAUAUGCAGAUCAAACCUUUUUGUAAAUAGCCAAAAGCGGCAAACUGUUGUAUCUUGUACAGUGUAAAGUUGGGUUAUUUGAAUAUUUUGUAAUAAAUACAAUAUUGGUGUAU